AUGGGUGAAGCACUACAUCAGAAUUUUGAAUACAUUGCAGCUCACAUUAAUGAUUACAUUAAUGAAGAUAAGUUAUUUACAACCUUUGAAAUAGAUGAUAUAGAAAAAAUCAUGAAAUUUACAAAUUUUACAACAAAUGACUUCAUCACUCUCUUGAAACAAUCACAUCCUACAAUCAAAGCAAACAAAUUAUUUACUAGUACUCGAAAUGCAUAUGUAACUAUACAAAAUUAUGAAGAAGUCAUCAAUAUAUUGAAAUCACUUAAAAAGUACCUUAAAAUGAGAGUUCUUGAUGGAACUAUUGCUUUCUUAAUACAAGCAGAAAGGGACAUGCCCAAUUCUCCAGAGAGAAUCCAAACUCUUCAAACACAGUUGAAAGCAAUUCAAAGUGACAAACAAAAAGUGACACAGAAAUACAAUCUCUCAAAUUUCAGCUUAAUCAAAUUAAUGAGGAAAACAAUGUAUUAA
Molecule: messenger RNA, 468 nt
Organism: Trichomonas vaginalis G3
Lineage: Eukaryota; Parabasalia; Trichomonadida; Trichomonadidae
Product: histone-lysine N-methyltransferase family
Exons: 1
Coding region: 1-468 (155 amino acids)
Source: RefSeq, a predicted model, not a curated record